CACAGGUGAAAAACCUUUCAGCUGCUCGGAGUGUGAUAAAGCUUUCACCGAAAGUGGAAGUCUGAAGAAACACAUGAGAACUCACACAGGAGAAAGACCUUUCAGCUGCCCAGUUUGUAAGAAAUCUUUUAGAGAGAGAGGAGGUUUACGGUCACACAUGGCAGUCCACACAGGAGAGAAAAGAUUCAGCUGCAGUGUUUGUAACAGAAGAUUUGCCUGGCGUUCUGACGUCAAAACACAUAAAUGUGUUGGUCCGAUGGAAACCAAAGCUGACGGAGAGGACUGUGGAGGACCAGAACCAGCCAGGAACUCACAUCCACGUUUACAACCAAAGACUGAAGACCAGACUGGAGACUCUUCUGAUCCUGAGACUGAUGACAGUGCUGAUCGGAAGGAGACCAGAGAACCUCAGGCAGCUUUAAAUUCUCUCAAACAGGAUUCAACGUAUGUUGAGCAGCUGCCGGUGGUUAAAGAAGAGGUUCCC
Molecule: messenger RNA, 484 nt
Organism: Perca fluviatilis (European perch)
Lineage: Eukaryota; Metazoa; Chordata; Actinopteri; Perciformes; Percidae
Product: protein krueppel-like
Exons: 2
Cellular component (GO): nucleus
Source: RefSeq, a predicted model, not a curated record